This is a messenger RNA of Grus americana (Whooping crane), 1693 nucleotides long. RefSeq names its product karyopherin subunit alpha 7 (gene KPNA7). Gene Ontology annotation, cellular component: cytoplasm; nucleus. Gene Ontology annotation, biological process: NLS-bearing protein import into nucleus. NCBI's taxonomy places the organism in Eukaryota, Metazoa, Chordata, Aves, Gruiformes, Gruidae. The transcript has 10 exons. The coding region runs from base 104 to 1654 and encodes 516 amino acids. Gene Ontology annotation, molecular function: protein binding; nuclear import signal receptor activity. The record is from RefSeq and is a predicted model, not a curated record.
UGGAGGUAGGUGUUGCUGUGCAGCCAUGACCUGACUCUGCCCUGUCCUGAACCCCAAAAGCAGGUGAAGGCUUUCAGCUGGCACCUCUCUCAAACCUGCCAAGAUGCCAGUGGUGAACGAGCACAGUGAGCGGAUGAAGAAGUUCAAGAACAAGGGCAAGGAUGCAGCUGCCCUGCGGAGGCAGAGAGUGGAGGUGAGCAUCGAGCUACGAAAGACCAAGAAAGAUGAGCAGAUCCUGAAGCGCAGGAGUAUAUCACUCAGUUUGAUGGAAGAGACUCUCCCUCUGGGAGAAGACAAAAGAAAUGAGAUUGCCCAGAUGUCCUUGGAGGAAAUCGUUGAAGCUGUGAAUGGGAGCAACACUGAGCUGCAGCUGCAGGCUACGCAGGCCACCAGGAGAAUGCUGUCCAGGCAGAAGGACCCACCUAUCAAUCAAAUCAUUGAGCUGGGGAUCAUCCCCAGACUGGUUGAAUUCCUGAACCAUGCAGACCAGACUCCUCUGCAGUUUGAAGCAGCCUGGGCACUGACUAACAUCGCCUCUGGCACCUCUGACCACACCAAGGCAGUGGUGGAGGGAGGUGCCAUCCCAGCCUUCAUCUCCCUCCUGUCUUCCCCACACAUGCACAUCAGCGAGCAGUCAGUGUGGGCCCUGGGCAACAUUGCAGGUGAUGGUCCUCUAUACAGAGAUGCUCUUAUCAAUUGCAAUGUGAUUCCUCCCUUGCUGGCUCUGGUGUCACCUGUAACUCCAGUUGGGUUCCUGAGAAACAUCACAUGGACACUAUCAAACCUCUGCAGGAACAAGAACCCCUGCCCUCCCCUGGAUGCGGUGAAAAAGAUGCUGCCAGUCCUCAUCUGCCUCAUGCAACAUGAGGACAAGGAAAUAAUUUCUGAUUCCUGCUGGGCUGUUUCCUAUCUGACUGAUGGCUCCAACGAUCGCAUCCAAAUUGUGGUGGAUACAGGGAUUCUCCCAAGGCUGGUGGAACUCAUGGCCCGCCCAGAGUUGAUUGUUAUGACUCCAGCUCUCCGUGCCAUUGGGAAUGUAGUCACCGGGACUGAUGAGCAGACCCAGGCAGCUAUCGAUGCUGGUGUCUUGGCUGUCCUGCCCAGUCUUCUGCGACAUGUAAAGCCAACUAUACAGAAGGAAGCUGCAUGGACACUCAGUAACAUCGCAGCAGGGCCUUGCCAGCAGAUUCAGCAACUAAUCACCUGUAGGUUAUUGCCACCUCUGGUGGAGCUGCUUGAUAAGGGGGACUUCAAAGCUCAGAAGGAGGCUGUGUGGGCAGUGGCCAACUUCACAACAGGAGGCACUGUGGAGCAGGUGGUAGAGCUCAUCCAGUCUGGGGUCCUCAAACCUCUGCUCAACCUGCUCUUGGCCAAAGACAGCAAAACUAUCCUGGUCAUCCUGGAUACUAUUUCAAAUCUCUUCCUGGCAGCUGAGAAGCUGGGAGAGACAGAAAGGUUGUGUCUGCUGGUGGAAGAACUUGAUGGUCUGGAGAAAAUUGAAGCCUUGCAAACCCAUGACAACAACAUGGUCUACCGAGCUGCACUGAACAUCAUCGAGAAAUACUUCUCUGAGGAAAAUCCAGAUCAGCAGCCUGGGAUUGGCCAAGAUGGACUAUAUGACUUCUCAGUGGAGAAGCAAGACUUCAACUUCUGAAGAUGAAGCACUAUGUGGCUCUGAGCUGGUGGGUGAAGG